AUGGUCUUGACACAUCCAUCAAAUGCUGCAAAAAGACCUGCACAGGUGGUCUUAGAUACCAAGCAGAAAUGGCGCACUUCAGCCCAGGUCAAAGCAGACAAUGCUCACAUCCAGCAAGCUAACCAAGAGAAGGAAGAGAAAACCCAAAAGGGCAUUGAACGAGUCGCUGCUGCACAGGAAAAGCUCUCUCUUCAGCAGAGUAAUGCCUCAGCUCCAAAGACACCAUGUCCUCAUCCCAUUCCAUAUGGCGCAAAGGCAACCUCAGCAAGUCUUCCCUCUGAAGCUGGAUGUCAGGCUCAGACUAGUGCUGCAGUAGAAGUUGAUGAAGACAACAAUGAUAUUGGGACAAUGCAAGGAAAGAGGAAAUGUGCACAGAAGACAAUGCACCGUGAUGCUGUCAAUGCAGCAUGUGCUGUCCUUGCUUCCCAGCCAUCAAAUGCUAAUGGUAAAUCUGAUGCGAAGUCAAGUCUUGAUUUGAAGCAAGCGUACACAGGCGGAGUCAUGACAUGGGCCCAGAAAGUUUACAAAAUCAACCUCAAAAAAAACACUCACUCCAUGAAGACACCAAAGAACCUCGUGAUGUCUCAGUGCACCAGCAGCACAGCAUUUUCACAGCUCACUAGGGCAACAACAGCUGCAAGCAAUGCCACUCCUCCACCAGGGACUCCAACCAGCUUGGUCUUAGGUGACAACUUCUCAGAGGGAUGCUUUCCAGAUGAGGAGGAUCAUCCGGAGCGCAUGGCAGCAUAUGCACUUGAUGUCAUCGAGCUUAGGAGCAGUUCACUCACAUCACCACCGCCUCCACCUUCGCAAUGCAUCUUCUGCAAAGCACCUGUCAAAAUGGAGCACAUGGACAGUACUAUGGACCUUAGCAAAAUUUCUGAAGACAUCAUGUUCUUGGAUUAUGUAGAGGAUGAAGCCAAAGGCAAGGGUGAGGGUGAGGCCGAGGGAAAAGGUGACAAUGGUGGGGAUCAUUUUGUCAUUGAAGAAAGUUCCAAUUCCGCUCAAGCAAACAAACGGACAAUGAUGAUGACAAAUGUGGACAUUGUUGACAACAAUUCCAAUGACUCAGCUCCACCUACCAAGCGCGUCAAAACAGAACCUGGACAGAAGCCUGGAAAGGGCAUCACUGGAGAAGUUACAAGAGCAAAAUACAAGAAUAGCGACCUCCAGCUGCAUGGCAUUUUCAUUCCUACUGUUGCUCACACUACUGGAGGAGACAAUAUUGAUCCAUGGCUCAUUGAAGACAACAUUCUCAUUCCGAUCCUCGAGGAAGUUUGGGCAGUCAUUUAUAAUGAAAAGUCAUUGAUGGGUCACACCAUUGUCCCUGGAAGUGUGGUCUAUCAAGUUACAAAGCAACACCUAAGUGAAUGGUGUGAUGGAUUCAGCUCUGCGGCCAUCAUGAUGAUGUUCACAUCUUUCAUAGUGGCUGACCCACUUUAUGAUAAUGAGGAUAGCCGUGCUGAUUUUUCUGAUUUCUGGCUCAAUGACAAUAGGUGGCUUUUUGCGAAUGUCAAAUCAGACGACAAAAAGUAUUCAGCAAUUGUUGUAUCUUUACACCGUGUCUCUGUUCCGUCACUUCAGAGUGAGGAACAGUCCUGUCAAACUGCUCUUGCACUCUCUGGAGUGGUGGUCAAGCACGCUCUUCAUCUUCUGUCAACCAAACAGAUGAGUUUUGAGGUCAAGUCCACCAUCGCCAAGGGUAGUAAGAAGAAGAACCCAUGGAAGGGUAAGGCUCCAGCUACCAAUGGGGAGCAGUGGACUGCCGUGAUCAGCGAAAACAAAACUUUCUCAGAGCCACUGUGGGGAUACGACACAUCAAUGUUUUUGCAGGCCAUCAAUCGCAUCCCUGCAAGCAACAUGAAGGCCAUCAUCAAACAAUCAAAGAUGGAUGUUGAGGAGGACAUUGACGAAGAGUAUGCUGAUAUCUUUGCCUUUCGGUGA
This is a messenger RNA of Suillus plorans, 1944 nucleotides long. RefSeq lists its product as uncharacterized. The record is from RefSeq and is a predicted model, not a curated record. NCBI's taxonomy places the organism in Eukaryota, Fungi, Basidiomycota, Agaricomycetes, Boletales, Suillaceae. The coding region runs from base 1 to 1944 and encodes 647 amino acids. The transcript is spliced from 10 exons.